GCCUGUUUUUGUCCUUCCGUUCGGCAUUUCUAGGGUUUUCAGAGUUCUCUCCUAUCUCCUUCUCCGAUUAUGAUGCAGCAGCCACCACCUGGAGGCAUGGUUCCGCCACCAUCGACGGUCGGUUCGCUACCGCCAGCGCAGCCACAGUACGGUUACCAGCAGCCUUCUCCUUACGGGAUGACUCCGCCGCCGUACAGCCAAUCGGCGGGGGCUGCUCCGACUCAGAUGUGGAGCCAGCAGAUCCCGAUCGCCGGGGUUCCUGGGCAAGCGGUUGAACCCGCAAGCGCCGACGAGAUCCGGACUCUCUGGAUCGGGGAUUUGCAGUACUGGAUGGACGAGAACUUUCUCUUUAACUGCUUCGCUCAUACUGGAGAGGUGUCUUCUGUAAAAGUCAUCCGUAACAAGCAAACUCAGCAGAUUGAAGGGUAUGGAUUCCUUGAGUUUGUUUCGCGUGCUGCUGCUGAACGGGUUCUACAGACAUACAACGGUACCCCUAUCCCAAGCUUUCCCGACCAGCUCUUUAGAUUGAAUUGGGCCAGCUCGGGAGAGAAACGGGAUGAUUCGCCUGAUUUCACAAUUUUUGUGGGUGAUUUGGCUGCCGAUGUCACCGAUUAUAUUCUACUAGAGACAUUCAGAGCCCGUUAUCCUUCAGUUAAGGGUGGUAAGGUUGUCAUCGACAGAGUUACUGGACGGACAAAGGGAUAUGGUUUUGUUAGGUUUGGAGAUGAAAGUGAACAGUUACGUGCUAUGACCGAAAUGAACGGUGUUCUGUGUUCGACUAGGCCUAUGAGGAUUGGACCAGCAGCCAGCAAAAAAGGUGUGUCUGGUCAAAAAGAUUCCUACCAGAGUGGCCAAGGGAUUCCAACUGAUAACGAUCCAACUAAUACAACUGUUUUUGUGGGUGGGUUAGAUCCUAGUGUAACUGAUGAUCAUCUGAGGAAGGUUUUUGGUCAAUAUGGCGAGAUAGUGCAUGUGAAGAUACCAGCUGGGAAGCGCUGUGGGUUCGUUCAAUUUUCUGAGAAAAGCUGUGCAGAGGAAGCAUUGAGAAUGCUUAAUGGACUCCAAUUGGGUGGACAAAGUGUUAGGCUUUCAUGGGGCCGCAGUCCUACUUCCAAACAGGGCCAAGCAACAGGGGGGGUUAGCCAGUGGUAUUACGGUGGCAGCGGGUAUGGGCAAGGACAGGAGUAUUACGGGUACUCGGCACAAGACCCUAACAUGUACUACGGGGGCUACCCCGGUUACCAGCAGCAGCCUGGUCAGCAGCAAGGACAGCAGCCGGGUCAGCAGUCGGGUCAGCAGCAAGUUGGAUUCAGCUACUGAAGGAAAUUGAAAGGCUCUUGAGGUUGAAAGAGGAGGAAGGGCGGUAUCCUAUCCUCAGAUCUUGUCAUUAUUUUUGGCCAGGUUCGUGUGUUCUUUGUUACCAAAUUGGUAUGUGACUUUGUUUACUAUCUAUCCUCCUGCGUGAUACAAAUACAUUCCUCUGACUCUCUCUCUCUCUCUCUCUCUCUGUUGCUACUUUGGGGUUUUUCAUAAUAAUGUGAUGGCUAGUUGUUGUUUUUGA
Messenger RNA from Tarenaya hassleriana, 1561 nucleotides. Its product is annotated as polyadenylate-binding protein RBP45B. Bases 70 to 1320 code for a protein of 416 amino acids. Gene Ontology annotation, molecular function: mRNA binding. The record is from RefSeq and is a predicted model, not a curated record. Gene Ontology annotation, cellular component: cytosol. The transcript is spliced from 6 exons. Lineage: Eukaryota; Viridiplantae; Streptophyta; Magnoliopsida; Brassicales; Cleomaceae.